AUGUCGUUCGACCCGACCUACGGAGUGAGCUUUACGUCCACAACUCACUCAAAGGCCGAAGGGCCUACACUUCCUGAGAACAACACAUCCAGCAAUUUCGUUGUCGUCGUCACCGGCGCUGGGAAAGGGCUUGGCUACAACAUCUCUCUCGCAUAUGCCAGGGCAGGGAUCUCAGGCAUUGCCAUUUCGAGCCGCACACAGGCGGAUCUAGAUAACCUAUCCGAAGAACUGAGGCAGGUGAACCCCAAGCUGGAGAUAUUGAGUUCGAUAACCGACACGACGAAGCCCGAGGAUGUGAAGAAGCUGGCAGCGAGUGUGAAAGAGAAGUGGAAUGGGAGAUUGGACGUCGUGGUUGCGAACGCCGGAAUCAUCAGCAAGUAUAUCUACGACAGGGAUGAGAAGACUGGAGAAAAGAAAAACCGUCGCCUUCCCAUCGGUAUCGUCGAAGAUGAUGAUGCUGGUCGGGUUCUCGACAUCAAUCUCAAGGGGACUUGGAACACAGCACAAGAGUUCACUCCACUACUCACUGCAAAGGAGAAUCAGUCGAGUGUCAGAGCCUUCGUCGUGAUCACGAGUCUGGCGAGUCAUUUCGCCCAUAGCGAGUUGACGACGGUAUCAUAUAACGUCAGUAAGAUCGCAGUGAAUCGGCUGGUCGAACACCUAUGGAAUGAUCACGGGAAGGAGAACCAAUAUGGACUACAAAGUUUUUCGAUCCAUCCCGGUGCUGUGCUAACACCACAGACGGAGGGACAUAAUAGGUUCGAGGGAGACGUUUGGGAUGAAUGUAAGUCAUCUGAUGUUGAGAAUCCACGCGAAUGGUCAGUCUGA
Messenger RNA from Exophiala bonariae, 828 nucleotides. RefSeq lists its product as uncharacterized. The transcript has a single exon. Lineage: Eukaryota; Fungi; Ascomycota; Eurotiomycetes; Chaetothyriales; Herpotrichiellaceae. Gene Ontology annotation, cellular component: intracellular anatomical structure. The record is from RefSeq and is a predicted model, not a curated record. Gene Ontology annotation, molecular function: oxidoreductase activity, acting on NAD(P)H, oxygen as acceptor. The coding region runs from base 1 to 828 and encodes 275 amino acids.